AUGCCGAUGCGGGCGGCGAACGAUGGGUGGAAUCGGUUCGGCGCGCGGUCGACGUACAUCGCGGGGUUGAUCGAGACCGAGGAUGGGGACUUCGACGACGAGGAAUUCCCGACGGAUUAUCGCGCCGAGUUGGAGAUUCGGCUGAGUCAAAUCGCGCGCUUGGAGGACGCGUUGAAGGACGCGAACGCGCGCGCGGCGGUGGCGAGACGCGAAGAAAACGUCGAGGCGCAGAUGAGUAAGUUUCGUACGCACUUGCAAAACGUGCAGCGCGAGUUAGAGAACGUCAAGCGCGAGAGGGACGCGUACAAGAUGAAAUGGCACGCCUCGUCGGGUCCAGCCGAGGCGAAGACGCGCGAGGCGCGUCGGGCGAAUCAGCGCACGAUGGCGACGCAGACGACGUUUGACGACGACGAGAAGAAGAAAGACGCAGAGGUGGCGCCUUCAAAGAAGGAAAUUCGCGCCGCGGAGGAAAAGUGGAUGGAACAGGCGCGUCUCUUUGAACAAAAGUUUGAACGCCAAAUGGAAAUCUCCAACGAGUACGACCGCAAGUUGCGAGACGAGCGCACGAGGUUGAUGCGCAGUGAGGCGAGAUAUGAGGCAAGAAUCGAGGAGUUAACGACAAAGCAAGCCGAAUUGAUCGCCGAGUUGUCCGUGCGAGGCGUCGGGACGGCACCGACGAGCGAACAAACGGUGGAUUUCAGCCGCAAUCAAUUCGCCGAGUACGCGAAAAUCGGCGCCGAGGCGGCGACGACGCGCGCGUUCCCCGACGCUUCCCCGAUCGCGACGCUCCAUCCGCCGUCGCCACCGAUGGAGAUGUUUGAGUCGCCGUCAGCGAAUUUCGACGACGCGGAAACCAAGUCCGAUGUCGAAGUUGAGAAGAUUUCCCCCGCGAAAUUCGAGAGCGCGAAGAAGCUCAACUUCGCCGCGGCGUUGGAUGAUUUCUCCUCGAGCGACGACGAGGAUGUCAACCGCAGACCGAUGCCACCGCCGCAGAUACCAACCACAAAUAAUAUGCAGGCACCAACACCGCCGCUCGCGCGGACAUCGAGCGCGAGGAAGCCUCUUCGUCUCACCGUCGCCGUGGCGAAAAUCGUCAUGCUCGGUUACUCGCAGCGAGACGCCAUCGAGGCUUUGAAACACGUCGACGGCAACGACGUCCACGACGCCUUGGCCUGGCUCGAGCGUCGCGCCCGCACAGCCGCGUAG
This is a messenger RNA of Ostreococcus lucimarinus CCE9901, 1206 nucleotides long. RefSeq lists its product with no specific name. The record is from RefSeq and is a predicted model, not a curated record. Bases 1 to 1206 code for a protein of 401 amino acids. The transcript has a single exon. NCBI's taxonomy places the organism in Eukaryota, Viridiplantae, Chlorophyta, Mamiellophyceae, Mamiellales, Bathycoccaceae.